Annulohypoxylon maeteangense is the source of this 1374-nucleotide messenger RNA. Its product is annotated as Alpha/Beta hydrolase protein. The transcript has 4 exons. The record is from RefSeq and is a predicted model, not a curated record. Gene Ontology annotation, molecular function: hydrolase activity. Lineage: Eukaryota; Fungi; Ascomycota; Sordariomycetes; Xylariales; Hypoxylaceae. The coding region runs from base 131 to 1192 and encodes 353 amino acids.
CUUGAAUUCCGGGCUAUAUCACAAGAUUGGGUUCACAGCCAUUCGAAGAUGGGAGGGUAGACGUACACAUAUACUUGGAGAUCCUCGUCGUAAGAUCGUCCCGAUUUUCACCCUAAGCGAAGUUGCGGUCAUGGCUGAGUAUGCGAAAUAUUCAGAAAUAAGCCCCCAGUGGGAAAAGUUCGUCUCCGAAAACCCUCUGCUCGGCGACUUGGAUCGAGUCGAUAUUGUAGAACGCCGUAGAAUAUUCGAACAAGUCGAAGCUGCCAUACCACUUCGCCAAAUACCAGAAGACGUGAAACGUGCCCCUGUUGCAGUGCAAACAUUCACUAUCGAAGCCCGUGAUGGAUACGAUAUUCCCGUGCGAACUUACGUCCCCACUUCGGGUUCAGGUACAUUAAUAUCAAGGCCGCUACUUGUCUAUCUGCAUGCCGGAGGGUUUCUCUUCGGCGACCUCGACAGUGGCCAUUUGAACUGCCAGAUUCUUGCAUCGAGGCUGAAUAUUAGCGUACUUAACGUGGGUUACCGCUUAGCACCCAAAUGGCCGUUUCCCUACGGACUCAAUGAUAGCUACGACGCAACGAAAUGGGCUGCCGCUAACGCGGAAAGCCACCUACGCGCCUCUGCCACCGCGGGCUUUUUUGUCGGUGGGAUAUCCUCCGGCGCUAACUUCGCCGGUGUCAUUGCGUAUACGGCUCGCGAUGCAGGUCUUUCGCCACCAAUCACCGGCCUAUUCUUAUCAGUCCCCGUCUGUAUCAUGCCCGAUGCAUAUCCUCAGGUACGGCCUGAGAUAAGGGACCAGCUUCUCAGCUUGGAGCAGAAUGCGAUUAAUCCUAUGUUGACAGCGAAGUCACUCGGUGACAUCCAAGGCGUUUAUGGCGCACCACCUAAUGACCCUCGAGUGUCAUUCUUGUUAAACGAGAAUCAUUCCAAUUUACCACAACGAGUGUAUUUCCAGGUAUGUGGCGGGGAUCCCCUUCGCGACGAGGCUUUCGUGUGGCAGAAAUUGCUUGAAAAGCACUCGGGAACUAAAAGCAAGAUUCAUAUGUAUUCGGGAUUACCUCAUGGCUUCUGGAGAUUCUUGAGCAUGAAGGCUAGUCAAGAGUGGUUGGACGAUCUCGUAGAGGGUAUACGGUAUCUGUGUUUGUCUAGUGAGAAAGUGGGGGACUCCGAGGUCAUCGUCAAAGGCUUAUGAUGCUUGACAAUUCUCUUAGCGAAGAAUUUUGACAUUAUUGAACUUAGGAGACGCUGGAGGUAUUGUAAAAAUUUACAUAAUUACGAUGUUAGAAUAGACUAGGUAGGUACCUACCUAGGCAACUAGGCAGAAAAUGUGAAACUAAUAGAAGCGACUUGUGUGUGUUGUAGCGACCUGUCCAU